AUGGCGGAGUGCGGCCGGAAGGCGCUGUCCCUCCUGGAGGCGGCCCGCUCCCGCUACGAGAGCCUGCAGAUAUCCGACGACGUGUUCGGCGAGUCCGGUGACGACAGCAGCGACAACCCGUUCUACAGCACCUCCGGAGACUCGGACUCAGACAACUACAUCGCUGAGGUGGGCGAGGAGGAACCCCACCAUCAUCAUCAUCCUCACCACUACCACCACCACCAUCACCAGAGACGGGCCGACAGAGAGAGCUCGCACGGCGGGAGAGCAGGCGGAGGUAGCCCAGGUCCUCCGGGUGCUCUGUCCCGGAGUCAAGCAGAAGAGGAGGGCUGGACGGAAACCCUGCAAGAUGUCACCGUUCCGCCGUAUAGAGGAUCUUACGGCCCUGCUCAAAAGAUGCCGGCAACCGCCAGCGCUUUGGACUUCUUCCAGCUUUUCGUGCCGGACAACUGCAUCCAAAACAUGGUGACGCAGACCAAUAUGUAUGCCAAAAAGUUCCAAGAGCGCUUCGGCUCGGACGAGGGCUGGCGUCCGGUCACAUCCCAGGAGAUGAAGGCCUUCCUGGGCUUCGUCACAUCCACCAGCGUGCACCAUUGCGAGUCAGUGCUCAGCAUCUGGAGCUCGGGCUUCUUCAGCAACCGCAGCAUCGCGCUCAAGAUGAGCCAAGCACGCUUCGAGAAGAUUCUGAAGUACUUCCACAUUGUGGCCUUUAGGCCAUCGCAGGGAAGCAACCAGGGCCUCUACAAAAUCCAGCCCUUCCUAGACUCGCUACAGCAGGCUUUCAGCUGCACGUUCAAGCCUUCACAGACACAGGUCCUUCAUGAACCUUUGAUAGACGAAGAUCCGGUUUUCAUCAGCACCUGUACGGAACGUGAGCAGAGGAAGAGGAAGAAGAGGAAGUUUAGUCUUUGGGUUCGACAAUGCACCUCCACAGGAUUCAUCUGUCAGGUCUCGGUGCAUCUGAAAGAGGGCCAAGGUGUGGACGGCCUGGGCGCCUUGAAGAACAAACCUCAGCUGCAUAGUCUGGUGGCCAAGCAGUUGUGCCAAAACAUUUCUGGCAAGAACACAAUCAUCUUCACGGGGCCAUCCAUCACUAGUCUCGGCCUUUUCAAAGAGUUCAGCAAGCAAGACAUAUAUUGCUGCGGUCUCCUUAGCACCAGAAAGAGCGACUGCACUGGUUUGCCUCAGAGCAUGCUAGUGUGCAGCUCCACGCCAGCGCAGCGCGGCCAGUGGCGGGUGAUGAUGCAAGGCAGCAUGUCGCUUAUCAGCUGGUACAACAAGGGACACUUCAGGUUCCUCACCAACGCGUACUCGCCUACCAAACAAGGUUUGAUUAUCAAGAGAAAAAGUGGCGAGGUUCCUUGUCCUCUGGCAGUGGAGGCCUUUGCAGCGCACCUCAGCUACAUUUGCAAAUACGAUGACAAAUUCAGCAAGUACUUUAUCUUCCACAAGCCCAACAAGACGUGGCAGCAGGUGUUCUGGCUGAGCAUCAGCAUUGCCAUCAACAACGCAUACGUCCUCUAUAAGAUGUCCGAUGCCUACGCCUCAAAGCGCUACAGCCGGGCACAGUUCGGCGAGAGACUGGUGAAGGAGCUGCUGGACGUCGAUGACGACUGCUCGCCCACGCCGUGA
Molecule: messenger RNA, 1632 nt
Organism: Nerophis lumbriciformis (worm pipefish)
Lineage: Eukaryota; Metazoa; Chordata; Actinopteri; Syngnathiformes; Syngnathidae
Source: RefSeq, a predicted model, not a curated record